Molecule: messenger RNA, 2919 nt
Organism: Calidris pugnax (ruff)
Lineage: Eukaryota; Metazoa; Chordata; Aves; Charadriiformes; Scolopacidae
Gene: GPR174
Product: G protein-coupled receptor 174
Exons: 3
Coding region: 572-1612 (346 amino acids)
Biological process (GO): phospholipase C-activating G protein-coupled receptor signaling pathway; positive regulation of Rho protein signal transduction
Cellular component (GO): membrane
Molecular function (GO): G protein-coupled receptor activity
Source: RefSeq, a predicted model, not a curated record
CGUCAAGAGAGGUGGGGACCCGCUGCCAGCACCCACAGACCGGGGCCCGCAGGGUCCCACCGGAGCAGCCCACCGGCACGGCAAAGGCCGCAGAGGAGAAGGAGGAAAAAUAGAAGAGAGGUCCCAGGCGGCAGCGUGCCCAAGCCUCCCCCGAGGAGGCCACGUCAGUUGUCAAACUCCUGUGCUGAGAGAAGUGGCUAAAAUGAGACCUGAAAGGUGACAGAGGUGCAGCUCCGGUGACGAACCACUGACUGCUUCGGCACCCAAGAAUGCAUUUCUAGGUGCCAAUCCUCUCCCCAUCAAUCCUACAAGCCACUAGAGCGAGGUCCGGUAACUUCUGACAAAGAGCAUGAGCAAAGCACACGAGGAGGACUUCAAUUAACCCACACACCCCAUAACGAAGCUUCUCCCCAGAGUGGACAAGACAAUCUGGUAACCAAAGCCUCCCACACGGACGCCGGGGCUGAAACUUUUAAUUUAAGCACCAAUGCCCAGAGGAGAACGUGGCUGCAGGACACGAGUGAGGAACAUGUUAUCAUGCCAGGGCUGAGCUUGGAUCUGGAGCACAACCAUGAUGAACGGUUCGACCUGCAACGAAACAAACCUCAAAACCUACUACGCAAUUACUUACACUUUCAUCCUGAUUCCUGGACUAAUAGGAAACACAUUAGCUUUGUGGGUCUUUUACGGGUACAUGAAAGAGACUAAAAGGGCUGUAAUAUUUAUGAUCAAUUUAGCCAUUGCUGACUUAUCGCAGGUUUUGUCCUUGCCCCUGAGGAUUUUCUACUACUUGACCGGGACAUGGAAAUUUGGACCAGGUCUCUGCAUGUUCUGCUUCUACCUGAAGUAUGUCAACAUGUACGCAAGCAUCUACUUCUUGGUUUGCAUCAGCGUAAGACGCUAUCUGUUUCUUAUGCACCCCUUCAAAUUCAGUGACUGCAAACGCAUCUGUGACGUGUACAUCAGCAUCGUGGGGUGGGUCGUGGUCUGCAUUGGCUGUUUGCCUUUCGUGCUUCUCAGACUUCACAAGGACGAUGGUAACGAAACGUGUUUUGUGGAUCUCCCCGUAAAGAACAUUGGCAUUCCCACCUCCAUUGUGAUGAUGACAGUAGGUGAAUUGGUGGGGUUUGUAACACCCCUACUUAUUAUCCUAUACUGCUCCUGGAAGACUAUCUUAUCACUCAAAGAAAAAAACUCUGCUUCACAUGGCCUCGGAGAGAAAAAAAAGGCUUUAAAGAUGAUCCUCACCUGCGCUUUGGUAUUUCUGAUUUGCUUUGCACCUUAUCACAUCAGCUUUCCACUGGAUUUCUUUGUCAAAACCAAAAUAAUUAAAAACAGCUGCGUCCAGAAGGUGAUCUCGGUGUUUCACGUUUUAGCUUUGUGCCUUGCCAGCUUGAACUGCUGCGUGGACCCAGUCAUCUACUAUUUUACUACAGAGGAGUUCAGGAGACGCCUUUCCAGGCAGGAUUUGCAGGACAGCAUCCAGCUUCACAACCUCAGGAAACACUCCAGAGAUGUUCUCAGGGAGGAUGCCACGGAUCAUCUGGAGGAUGCCAGAAGUGCUGAACUUCUCCCAAAAGUUGCCAGCAUUUCAAAUAUUCCCUAUAUUUAGAGUUUUGGCCCACUCCCUUCCCCACCUCCCCCCAGGACACUGAGAGCGAUGACUCAAACAAGCUUCUGCUGAUUUUAGUGAGGGUUGAAGAAAAACCAAACAAAAAAACCCCAGAACCCAAACCUGACUGAAAAUAUUUUGAUUUAAUGCUUUGGUUGCAAAUUUUCUCUGAAUACUAAUAGCACCGUGUAAUUCCCACAGGCCCUAUUUCUAAGCUGGGCAGCCAGGAGCAGGUAGCUUUGGCAGUAGGAGGAGGACCCAGACCCAUGGCAAGAAGUGAUGCUGUGCCCCAUUGUCACUGGUGGGGCCAUUUCCUGACCACGUCCUGGUCACCUUGGCCAUGUCCUGAAGCACCUUGGCUUCAGAAAGAGGCAGCAAAGAUUUUGGAGUCUGGCUAUACAAAAAGAAUUUGAUCAUAAAAAUUAGUAGAUGACACAGUAUUACAUAUUUCUGAAGCAAAAGACAAUCCAGCAGUGACUAAUUUCUAUGGAGAGCACCAAGAGCUUGCCUCAAGGCAUGUUGACCACAGAGCAAGGAGCAUAAGGUGGCCCCAAAGGACUUGCCAUUUAAAUAAUUAACCAAAUCUCCAUUUCGGGGUGGAGCAAAUGCCAUAACCCUGAAUCACAAAGUCACUGAAAUGUCCAGACACUAUUUUUCUGCCACCAUUUCCCAUUUCUGGCUCGAAAUCGUAUCGGUGCCUCUGAUAAGCUUUAACCAUGGGGCUGCGCUUUGAGGGUAUUUAUUCAGGCUGGAUUUUCCUCAAGCCUUUCGGGUCCUCUUUUCACCAAAGAUGGAGCAAAUUAUUUCCCUUUCACUUAUAACUGACCCUGCGCCAUCACAUCUACUCUUAGUUAACAGCAGCGUGAUUAAAAGAGCCAGAGGAACCAAACCUUUCUGAAGUUUGCUGUAACGGGAACUGAACUCUCUAUAAGCAGAGGCAAAGGUACCACCCAAAAGGCUACGAGAGAUUUUAUAGAAAGGCUCAAAUGUGGGUGUAUUUUUAAGAAUAAUUUCUUUGAAACCAAACAACAGAAGCUUUGAGCUUUACUGGUAUUUCAUUUGCACCUUCUUGUAAAAUUUAUUUUUCUGUGAACAUUUGAAAUGUUACAUUUUGAAGUGUAAAAAAAAACUGUGACAGUACGAGGCUUUAUUUAAUGCAAAUGUUGUUUUAUAGAUUUAAUUUAUAAAAAAUUAUAUAUUUUGUAGAAAAACUAUGUGAAUACCAGAGUGUGUUGGAACACAGACUUUUUUUCUUUUUAAGAGCCCUCCUAUAUAAUAAAACAAAACUCCAUCACCUCAUCUCUCAG